Calliphora vicina (urban bluebottle blowfly) is the source of this 2202-nucleotide messenger RNA. Its product is annotated as nucleolar protein 9. The coding region runs from base 118 to 2151 and encodes 677 amino acids. NCBI's taxonomy places the organism in Eukaryota, Metazoa, Arthropoda, Insecta, Diptera, Calliphoridae. Gene Ontology annotation, molecular function: RNA binding. Gene Ontology annotation, biological process: endonucleolytic cleavage to generate mature 5'-end of SSU-rRNA from (SSU-rRNA, 5.8S rRNA, LSU-rRNA); endonucleolytic cleavage in ITS1 to separate SSU-rRNA from 5.8S rRNA and LSU-rRNA from tricistronic rRNA transcript (SSU-rRNA, 5.8S rRNA, LSU-rRNA); ribosomal small subunit export from nucleus. Gene Ontology annotation, cellular component: 90S preribosome; preribosome, small subunit precursor; nucleolus. The transcript has 2 exons. The record is from RefSeq and is a predicted model, not a curated record.
UCAAAAAAGAAGAAGUUGCAUUUGUUUUGAAAGCACGUUUUAGUAAAAGGAAAAUUCAUUUAUUCAUAAAUAUUUGAAAAUUAAGCAAAUUUUAUAUUAAAUUUCACUUUAAAAAACAUGUCUUCGGAAGUAGCCAACAAUGAUGGACAGGCGGUCUAUAAAAGAAACAAGAAAAAGAAGAAAAACUCCAGAUUUCUACGCAAUGCCAAAGGUUUUGCCAAGCAGGGCAUUUUUGGACGUGGUACCCACAUUGAUGAUGAUCAAUAUAAUUAUUUUAUAAAUAUAUUGGAUACCAUGAAAACCGGCUUUGAGGAUGUGGAAGAGAAAGUGAAUAUGGCCACCAAUGUGUUUGAACAAACGAAAGGCCAGGAGGUGCAUUUGGCUUCCAAUCAAAUUGUUUGUAAAGCUUUGGAAUCUUUGGUGGGUUUUGUUGAUGCCGAACAGUUGGAAUCAUACUUUGAGGUGUUUGCCGAUAGUUUUCGACCAAUUUGUUCAGAUCGUUUUGCCUCGCAUGUCUUGCAGAAAAUGGUUGAAAUAGCUUUUCUAAGAUCUCUGAGUAAAGAUCAAUUGAAAAAGGAUGACAAUGAAACAAAGGAAACAAAAGAAACAAAAGACAGCAAAGAAAAAGAUGAUAAUGAGGAUGAACAACCUGCCGCCAAAAAACCCAAACUAAAUAAAGAUGUUUUGAGCGAAGAAAACUAUAAUUUAGAUACUGAGUUUACGCCAGAGCAUAAAACCAAUUGUGGUAAGUUUGUGUUAAGAGUGGGCAAAUUUAUGUUGAACAAUUUGGAAGAUUUUGUGUGGGAUUCUUGUGCCAGCCAUAUUAUGCGUACUUGUAUACUGUGUCUCUCGGGUAUACAUGUGGCCAAGGUGGCGUUUGAAAAAGGAGGUGCCAGUUUGGCUAAAAAUCGCAAAAUCUAUGAAGUGUCCAGUGAAUGGCAAGAAGUGGCCAAAGAGUUUGCCCAGCGUUUAGAAAUGUGGCCUCAGUUCAGUGAUUUCCCCUAUCAGGAACACUCCUCAGCUUUGAUGGGUGUUUUGUGCAUUGCCUUAAAAGUGAUUGAUAAGAAAAUGUUAAAAAAUUUGGGUAAAAAGAUUUUAAUGGAAGCUCUACUCAAAGUCGAUGUAGAUGAGGAUGAAAAAUUGAAAAAGAUUGAAAUCUUAGAUGAUGAGGAAGAAAACAGAGAAAAAGCUAAAGAGGAUGAAGAAAAUGCAACAAAAGAGGAAGAGGUCGCCGCUAAAAAUGUACCCAAAUUAUCCAAAGUUUUUGAGUAUCAAUCUUCUAUAAUAUUAUUGGAAACUUUAUUAACAGUAGCUGGUCCCAAACUAUUAACACAACUAUAUGCCAUGUUAUUUAGCAAUAAAUUGGCGGUAUUGGCCCAACAACCUUUAACGAAUUUUGCUGUGCAAAAACUUUUAAUCAAUAUCAAAGAAAAAGAAGAUUUUGAAAAUAUAUUUCAAGAACUGCAAGAUCAUAUAGAAGAGUUAUUGAAAAUUGGUCAUACUGGUGUGAUAACCUCGCUCUCCUCUGCCUGUUUAAGACUACAAACCAAGCAGGCUCAACUGAUAGUGGCCUUGCAAACAGCUCUGCAUAUAAGCGGUGACAAAGAACGUUUAAAAUCCUUCUUCCUGUGCCUGUUAAAACUAAAACCUUUUGAAAUUCUACAACAAGAUAAAAGCAAUUUUGUGCACUUGCACGGCUCUUUAUUAAUACAAGAUAUUCUACGCUUCAAUAAACCUAUUUUCAUGGUCAAUUGCAUUUUGGAAACUUCACCCGACCACUUGGUAACCGUUUUCAAUACCCCCAAUGGUUCACAUAUCUGUGAUGCUUUUCUACAAAGUAAAUUUAUUGGUGAAAAAUCACGCGAUAAAUUGUUUAAGCACUUGGAAGGUUUCUAUGUGGACUUGGCCAUAACGAAAUUUGGCUCUCGUGUGGUGGAGUCUUGUUUUGCCGCAGCUCACGAAACACAAAAACCCAAAAUUGUCAAAGAAUUAGCGGACAAAUCGAAUAAAUUAAAGGGUUCACCGUUUGGUAAAUUGAUAAAUCACAAGUUACGUGUGGAUACGUAUCGUUUGUCGGCGGAACAAUGGAAGGCCAGUUUACAGCAGAAAGAGUCAAAGGCUCAGCAAUUAUUUAAGGAUAUAAUUAAUUGAUAUGUUGGAUGUUAAUAGAAAGAGUGAGAAAUAAAUAGAGUUUUAUUUAUA